This is a messenger RNA of Penicillium soppii, 498 nucleotides long. RefSeq lists its product as uncharacterized. The record is from RefSeq and is a predicted model, not a curated record. The transcript has a single exon. Lineage: Eukaryota; Fungi; Ascomycota; Eurotiomycetes; Eurotiales; Aspergillaceae. Bases 1 to 498 code for a protein of 165 amino acids.
AUGGUUCAGCUCAAGAUCUCAAUGCUACUCACAACUUUGGGCAUUAUGAGCGCCAGCAUCGGCUGCUCUGCUACAACCAUCACCAACAGCCUGUUAUUGAGUUCUAUUGCCGAGCAGCUAGCCCUACCAGCAUCAACAUGGUCAGCCAACGGCACCCACACAGCAAAGGGAUUCACGAACAAAUCAGCGAAUACUCCAUCUGCAGAGGGCCUAAAAGAAGACUGCGACAAUAUCAACCUCAACAAGAAGCUAGCCGUGGAUUUCCGCAGUGAUGUUCUUGGUUCCGGUGUUACGGGUUUCUUCUACAAGUGCGAGAAGCUCAGUGCCGAUACCAACAAGUACUGGUUCACUAUCAGUACUGGCGACAAGGCCCAGAUCGACAAGCUUUGUGAUCAGGAUACUACCUACCCCAUUGUCUAUGAUCAGCAGCACAACACUUGGUUCAUUGAUGAGCCUUUCGAUUGUACUCGACGGACCAACCCAACGGACUUCUUCUAA